Messenger RNA from Lasiodiplodia theobromae, 336 nucleotides. RefSeq names its product Cytochrome b pre-mRNA-processing protein. The record is from RefSeq and is a predicted model, not a curated record. Gene Ontology annotation, biological process: mitochondrial respiratory chain complex III assembly. Gene Ontology annotation, molecular function: ribosome binding. NCBI's taxonomy places the organism in Eukaryota, Fungi, Ascomycota, Dothideomycetes, Botryosphaeriales, Botryosphaeriaceae. The coding region runs from base 1 to 336 and encodes 111 amino acids. Gene Ontology annotation, cellular component: mitochondrion; Cbp3p-Cbp6 complex. The transcript is spliced from 2 exons.
AUGGCAUCGACAAUCGCGAAACACUACGCGCGCAUCGCCGGCGCCUGGCCCAAAGACGUGCUGCGACCCACUGUACAGUUUCAAGAUGCCCUGAAAGCGCGUGCCGCCGCAGCCUCCGCCGCACCCGAAGCCCAAGAGCUGAGAAACGUCAAUGCGCUUUACUCACUGCUGGACAACCGCUAUGCGAACAAGUACCCAACCUCGCCCUCACUGUUGAAGCCGCGCAGCAACCCUUCGUACUACGACGACCUUAUGGUCGAGCUUUCCCGGGCUCCGGAGCGCGGGUGGUUCGAACGCCUCACCAACAAGUGGAAGGGACUACUGAGGUUGAAAUAA